Helicoverpa zea (corn earworm) is the source of this 1817-nucleotide messenger RNA. RefSeq names its product F-box/LRR-repeat protein 2 (gene FipoQ). Bases 203 to 1747 code for a protein of 514 amino acids. The transcript is spliced from 11 exons. Gene Ontology annotation, biological process: positive regulation of protein ubiquitination; SCF-dependent proteasomal ubiquitin-dependent protein catabolic process. The record is from RefSeq and is a predicted model, not a curated record. NCBI's taxonomy places the organism in Eukaryota, Metazoa, Arthropoda, Insecta, Lepidoptera, Noctuidae. Gene Ontology annotation, cellular component: SCF ubiquitin ligase complex. Gene Ontology annotation, molecular function: protein binding.
AUAUAACUUUACAGAGCGGUUCGCAUUUGUACCGGGCAGUUAAGACGGAUAGACAGACGACAUGACAAGGAACCGAGUUACUAGUAACUAGUUCAAAAUUGGUUGUAUGGAGUUUUCGCGCCAACUGGAUUUGUGUGUGUUUUCAAGGAUAACGCAGUGAAGGACCUUUUUGUUUGUGAAAAGUUUGGAUUAAGGAGGAACCAUGGAUUCCUGGGGCAUUUUGAACGUGGACAGCGCAGCUAUGGCGAUUACUAGAGAUGACAUGGGGUCUAGUUUUCGCCGGAAACAAAUGAUGACUAUAGAGAAGCUCCCAGAUAAAGUAUUAUUGAAUAUAUUUUCUUAUUUAACACAUCGAGAAAUAUGUCGAAUGGCAACGGUAUGCAAAAGGUGGCGCAUGGUCGCCUACGACACAAAACUGUGGACCCAUGUCAGUUUACGACCAGAAAUAUCAGGAUUACAUGUUGGAUCAUUGGAGUCACUUUUGGCCCUAAUUUCGAUAAGAUUUGGUCCAUCACUGAGGUACAUUGAGCUGCCUAUAGAGUUGAUCACGCACACAGUGCUACAUGAACUGGCUGCUAAAUGCCCCAACUUGACGCAUAUGCUGCUAGAUUUUAGUACCGCCAUGCAACUGCACGACUUCUCGGAGAUGCAGGCGUUUCCCACGAAGCUGCGGUACCUCUGCAUCUGUCUGUCUGAAGUCAUCUUCAUGGAAGGAUUCAUGAGGAAGAUCUACAACUUCAUUAAUGGCCUUGAGAUUUUGCAUCUUAUUGGCACAUACGAGAAGGUAGAAGAAGAAGAAGAGGAAAUAUACGAGGUCAUCAACGUGCACAAACUGAAGUCUGCCACUCCGAACCUUCGCGUCAUCAACCUGUACGGCAUUAACUUCGUGGAUGAUUCCCAUAUUGAUGCCUUCAGCUCUAAUUGUAUUCAGCUGGAGUGCCUAGCAGUGAACUUCUGCAACAAGGUGACCGGCUCCACCAUGAAGACGCUGUUCCAGCGCUCGCGCAGGCUCACCUGUCUGCUCAUGAAUGGAUGCAGUCUCCAAUCCGAACACGUGAUGCAAGUGGAAUGGGAGAAGUCAUCCAUCCAGGAGCUUGAUGUCACAGCCACUGACCUGUCUACUGAGUGCCUUAUUGACAUGCUGACGAGGAUCCAGAACCUCAGGUUCUUGAGCGCGGGACAGAUCAACGGAUUCAAUGACUCCGUGCUUAAGGCUUGGAUGGAAGCUGGCACUGCUAGGAACCUAGUGGGCCUGGACGUGGACUCAUCCGACAACCUGACGGACGAGGCGCUGCACCGCUUCCUGUCGCGGCACGGCGCGCAGCUGCACGGGCUCGUGCUGUCCGGCAUGCCGCACAUCACCGACCAGCUCUGGCAGAGUGUGCUGCAGCUGCUUGUUAAUGCCAAAAUACUUAUAAUGGGCACGCAGGAACGUCUGGGCGUCAACAUUCACGUUGAUCAAUUGAUGGACGGCAUAGCAAACAGCUGUCCGAAUCUGGAACGCCUGGAACUGCGCUGGGAUCCUGAAAACUUACGUUUCAGUGACAAGAGUCAGAAAGCCAUCGAUAUUCUGCGCGUUAAGUGUCUGAAACUGAAGUGUCUUGUACUUAGUGAUGGUCGUUACUACGAGAUUGUGAAAGCUAACUUCGAGCGCGCCGACCGGACCACCGUCGUACGUACUUCUACCAACUGCCGCGUAUCGAACUACUACCUACUGUCAAACUACAAAGAUCUUAUAUUCAACUGAAGCCUUCGAGUGUGUACGCUAUCUAUUUAUAAUGUUAUUGUUUCAAAAAUAAAUGUUUAAUUACAUGAAA